Anoplopoma fimbria (sablefish) is the source of this 2922-nucleotide messenger RNA. It is a transcript of the gene gpm6bb, whose product is annotated as glycoprotein M6Bb. The coding region runs from base 118 to 924 and encodes 268 amino acids. NCBI's taxonomy places the organism in Eukaryota, Metazoa, Chordata, Actinopteri, Perciformes, Anoplopomatidae. Gene Ontology annotation, molecular function: structural constituent of myelin sheath. Gene Ontology annotation, biological process: central nervous system myelination; axon development. The transcript has 7 exons. Gene Ontology annotation, cellular component: myelin sheath; plasma membrane. The record is from RefSeq and is a predicted model, not a curated record.
GUUGAGUGUUUGAGCAGCCAGGCGGCCAGUGUGCAUCCCGGGACGCAACAUCAGUGUAGCUGUGGCUAAACUUUCAGCUGAUCAUUUCACUUUGGACACUUUGGGAAACUAACAACAAUGGGCUGCUUUGAGUGCUGCAUCAAAUGUUUAGGCGGGGUGCCGUACGCGUCGCUGGUGGCCACAAUCCUGUGCUUCUCUGGCGUUGCCCUGUUCUGUGGAUGUGGCCAUGUGGCUCUCACUGGCACCGUGACCAUCCUGGAAACCCACUUCUCCAAGGUCACCAGUGAUCAUGCCAUGCUGACUGAUGUAAUACAGCUGAUGCAGUAUGUCAUCUAUGGCAUUGCCUCGUUUUUCUUCCUGUACGGGAUCAUCCUGCUGGCUGAGGGCUUCUACACAACCAGUGCAGUUAAAGAACUGCACAGCGAGUUCAAGACCACCAUCUGUGGACGCUGCAUCAGUGGAAUGUUUGUGUUCCUCACAUACAUUCUUGGUGUGGCCUGGCUCGGUGUGUUCGGCUUCUCCGCCGUGCCAGUCUUCCUCUUCUACAACAUGUGGUCUACCUGUGCCACCAUGAGGUAUCCCAUGGCCAACCUCACCAACAUUGACUCCAUCUGUGUGGAUGUUCGUCAGUACGGAAUUAUCCCAUGGAAUGCCACACCUGGCAAGGCCUGUGGAUCUACGCUGGGUGACAUCUGCAACACCAGUGAGUUCUACCUGUCUUAUCACCUAUACAUCGUAGCGUGCGCCGGGGCAGGAGCCACUGUGAUCGCUCUGAUCCACUUCCUCAUGAUUCUCUCAGCAAACUGGGCCUACCUUAAGGAUGCCAGUCAAAUGCAUGCCUACCAAGACAUCAAAAUGAAGGAAGAGCGGGAGCUGCAGGACAUCACAUCACGCUCAAAGGAAUGCCUCAAUUCCUACACAUAAGGAUACACACUCACAAUACAUACAAACACACACACACACACACACACACACACACACACACACACACACACACACACAUACACAUACACUUAAAGACACAUAGACACUGCGGCCAACCACUGUGGCCCCUUUGGACCAAGACAACGCUAAGCUAAAAUAACCUGCCAACUGCCCUAACACUGUGCAGUACUAACCAGGCUCCUAACAAACUAAUGCAUCAGUGUUGCUUUCUGCACUAACCCAUCAAGAAGCGUUUUCAAACUGCUACUUAAAAUGUAAUUCAUGCUUUUUUUUUCUGAAGGAAAAACAGAAGGUUUUAAUUCAGAUAUUCAUGUAGUGUUCGAUUUUCUCUUGCCCUUUUUUUAAAUCGUCAGUUUUUUUUGCUGGCAAAGCUUGAGACGUUGCACUAUUCUCAUACAACGCAUAACGAUGACAUGUUUGUUUUACCGUCUUGCUCCGUCUUUUAUUUCAAGGGAAUAUAUAACAUUUUACUUGUUUGCUCUUUUUUUCCAAAUCGAAAAUGCAGAUUAAUUAUACACAACAUGAAAGGCCUUAUAUUCAGAGUCAGUGUGUCACGUCUAGAUAGCAUGUCGGAAGAACCAUCAAAUUAUAAUGUACUGACACAAGGCUUUCACUAGACAUUUUGCUUUAACUUCACAGUAAGGACAGUGGACCCAGUUCUGUAGUGAUAAUAUUUGUGUUAAUAAUUGGCUCUAGAUUCUAAAUCCCAUUGUACAGAUAAUUAAGUCACUCAGAACAUUCAUGGCCUCCAUUAACACUACCUCAGGUGUGCACUUGAGCCUAUGGAACAAUUUAACUGGAACAAACAAUUAUUAAACUAUGGUUUAAAAUCCUUUUCAUGAUCACACACACACCGGGAGCUCCUCAACAUCACAGUAUCUUAGAUGUAACCUUUACAGAUAAUGCCAUGCUUGCUAAAUGUGAACUGCAGCCAAAAAUCAGACAAAAGGAUAUUCUAUAUUUAAAACUUGGUCCAUGUAUAUUCAUUAAUACAAAUGAAAACAGAUCAAGGCAGCUUUUUAGCUGAUUAUCUAUUGUAAUAUCUGAUCAUAUAUUGUAAUAUAUGAAACAAAAAUGACUUAAGAAAAAUCUUAUAAAGCAAGUGUAACUAUGUCCCAUGUGCAUUGGUAUUAUUGAAAAACCUACAGAACUUAAAGUGUGAAAAAUGUCAACUUGUUACAAGUCAGGAUUCUCAGUUUUGUCUCAUUUUGAAAGAUUGAAUUACUUAAUUUUUCUUCUUAAUUUUCUAUUAUUGCACCUGUUUUUAUGUGCAAUUGUUAUAAUGCUGACAUAAUUACUCAUGUAAUCUUUUAUUUCUAUUAGUUGAGUUACAGGGAUAAGUUUCUUUGUUGCAUGAAGACAACUGUUUCUGCAGUGACAUGUGAUGUACAGUCAUGUAUACUGACAUCAGUAGUAGGCAGUGUUUGCCUGUUUCCUUUUUAUUCUAAAUGCAUACAAAUUAAUCCAUUUUAUGUAUAAUUAGUUAUAGUUUUUUUUUUCUUCAAGUCAAAAGGUAUAUGAGUCUUAUAUUAAUUUGUUGCCUCAUAGCAUACCUGUAUUUUCUAUGAAUGUCAAGGGCUUCCUCAUGAAUUACUGAUGCUUAACUUUUAAUUCAACUUUCAAACAAUUAGUUGCAACACCAGUCAUUUAUUAAAUUGUACGGCAAUCUAAAUGGUAAAUUUAGCCAAAGUAUGAAUGCCAUUGUGACUCUCUGCCCAGUGUUUUACUCAGUAUCUGGGAGAUGUUGUUGGACAAAACCUGCAUAGUUCUCUGCAGGAUUAAUAGCCACAGGUGCACAAUGGCCAAGGAGAAAGAUGUCAGAUGAACAUGAAGCCAAGUUGCAUCUCAUCUUGUGUUUGUAUGCUGUGUUUCCUGAUGAAUGAACCAAAAACUAAAGAAUAAAAGCUACCUAUCAAUCACCAGGAGGACAACAAUCCAGCAUCCCGUCUGAAAAUCCCAUUAUGACAUUACUCAACU